AUGCGCCCGCGCAGUAUACUCGCGUUUUGUGCUUUCAUCGUCACCGUACGAUCCGCAUUACGCACGGAUCGUCAGUUCUGGACGGACCUGGCACGCAAUGAGUUAGAAGAAGCUCUAAAAGUAAAAUUGAACCUCAACCCUGCGAAGAAUGUGAUCCUGUUCGUUGGAGACGGCAUGGGACCUAACACUGUGACCGCAGCCAGGAUUUACAAAGGUGGUGAAAGCCACAGGCUGGUGUAUGAGAAGUUCCCACACAUGGGACUUUUGAAGACAUACUCGGCGAAUAAGAUGGUGCCCGAUUCAGCUUGCACGGCUACAGCCAUGUUCAGUGGAGUGAAGGUCAACCAGGAUACAGUAGGAGUGGACGCUUCCGUGCCACACAGGGAUUGUGAAGCCAGCCUGCAGUCCGAGGCUAGGCUUAAGUCCUUAGCAGCUUUAGCUUUAGAAGCUAAUAAGAGUGCAGGUUUUGUUACAACAAUGCGGGUGACGCACGGGACUCCCAGCCCUCUAUACGCGCACAGUGCGAGCCGCAGCUGGGAGUGCGAGGCCAGUCUGCCGGACAAUUCCAGCUGCAAGGACAUUGCUAGACAACUGGUCGAGGACUGGCCUGGCCGAGACCUACAAGUCAUAAUGGGAGGUGGCAGGCAACAAUUGGUGUCGAACGCAACAGGCACCGAACACGACCCUAUUAGCUUGAGCCCAUGGACCUGCUACCGGCAAGAUGGAAGGAACCUCAUCGAGCAGUACAAGACGGAUAAGAGCACGCGAGGACUUAAGCACAGCGUGAUCAUGAACAAUAAGGAACUAGCAGAACUAGAUGUUAGUAACACGGACUAUUUACUUGGAAUAUUCUCGAACGAGCACUUGAGCUACGAGCACGAAAGAAACAAGGGGCCCGAAGGAAUGCCCUCACUAUCAGAGAUGGUAGGAGCUGCUAUUAAAGUUCUGCAGAAGAAUAAGAAUGGAUACUUCCUCAUGGUAGAAGGUGGCAACUUAGACAUGGCCCAUCACAGAGGUUGGGCCAAGAUAGCAGUGAACGAGGCCUUAGCCAUGGAAGAAGCUGUCCAGCUCGCAGCCGACAUGACUGAUGCGGAGGACACCCUGCUGAUAGUCACCAGCGAUCACACGCACUCAAUGUCUAUUAAUGGCUACCCAGAUAGAGGGAGCAGUAUUUUUGGCAUCGCCCAACCUUCGAGCCACGAUAAAAUAAACUACACAACGUUGUCCUAUGCCACGGGAGGACCAGGGUCGUUCCAGUACUACGUGCAUACUGACGCUAACGGCAGCCGUGUGAUGAGACGAGACCCUAGCGAGGAUGACACGGAGGACUACAAAUACACCCAGGUCGCUGGCAUUCAGCUCGUGGAGAAUUACCAUGGAGGUGGCGAUGUCACUGUCUAUGCUAGAGGUCCGUAUUCCCACUUAUUCCACAACGUCCACGAGCAGCACUACGUGUUCCACGCGAUAUCCCAUGCAGCCAAGCUUGGGGUCUAAUCCAGCAGCACGACACUGCAAGUCAACGUCUUCCAUCUGGCCAUCAUUACAACCAUCAGUUUCUUCAUGUUGUAACGAAAGCGAAAUAGAUUCUAAGUUUUACUAAAUAACGUCUACUUGAAAUUAUGUUUUCUAUUCUAAUUUUAGGGAGGGAGGAGUUUUCCUUCGCAUUUGAUUGCCAAAGUAAAGUUUUAGACCGCUUUAAUACAGUUGACACCAAUGUCGCGUGAUUUAAUUCAACUAUUUGUCGCUUCUGCCAACGGAUUCUCCCAAAAUACCAGAGUAUAAAGUGUGUUAUUCUAUACUAUGAUUAUGUCUUUUAUUUUUUGCCAAACUUAUAUAACUAUCUAUCUAUCUCUUUGCCAAGUUUUAUUCAGAUCCAAUCCAGACAUUACUCUAUAUCUUUCCUGAAUUUCAUUCAGACUAGUAAAAUAAGAGAUACAAACAUCCAUCAAAAUUCAUCCAUACUUAAAUGUGAAAGACUUUUACUGAUUUAAAAAACCCCCUGUUCCUCACCUGCUCUGGGCCGAGGUCGCGAUGCUUCAUUGCGCUUACCCCGCCGUUAUAAUUAUUAGAAUAGGGCCCAAUAUACUACCUUGGGGUACGCCACAUUUGACAUUUUUAUAUAUUUAGACGUUUUACUCGUCUGUCGUCGUGUCAUGUUCCUCUUUUCAUUAAGCUUUGAGAUAACUACACUCCGUUGUCUAUCAGUUAAGGGUGAUGAUAGCCAUUGAAGUGACAAUCCUCUAAUUCCGACGGACUCUAGCUUUUUCAAUAAUAUUUUAUGUGAAACUAGGUCAAACGCCUUUGACAAAUCAAAAAAUAAACCCGUUGUUAGGUAACUGUUAUUGAUACUCGUCAAUACUGUUUUUAAGAGAGUAAAAAAUAAAAAUGGCUAAGGUGGUUGACUUUUGUUUUUGAAAACCGAAUUGCUGCUUAUUUAAAAUAUUGUAUUUUUCACAAUAACUAAUUAAUCUUUGGUACAUGCAUUUUUCAUAUACUUUUGAAAGGAUAGGUAUUAAUGUUAUUGGACGAUAGUUGUCGCCUUUUUUAAAAAUCGGCUUCACAAGGGACUUUUUUAAGGCAUUAGGAAACACACCCUGUGGAAAGGAUAGGUUGAUAAGAUAUGUCAAUACCCCGCUUAUUUCACUAACACAUGACUUAAUUAUUUUGGUGCUAAGUUCAUCGUACCCCUCAGAACUAGUGUUAUUUAACUAUAAAAUAUGUUUUCUUACCUCACUUUCGGACAUUUGCAUGAGUUACUUUGAAUUAGCAAUUAGAUUUUUAUUAAAGCAUUUGGUGUUACAGUUUUCCGUUAAGUUGCAAUUUGCAUAGAGAUAUUGAUACUUAAAAUAUGGUCGAUACAGGACAAUUUACGAGUGGCUUCAUUAAUAUGAAUUUCAAUAUUAUGACUACGUGCUAUGUCAUGAAAUACUUGCGUGAUUUUCCCUUUUUUGAAAGUAUUAUAUUAAAAUCAUCUGUUAAAACUACACGUGUCUUUGUUUUGUAUUUCUUGUAAAUAUGUAUUAUGUAGGAUAUUAUUUAACUUACUUAAAAACUGGUUUGGGUUGGACUGAGGUGUUCUGUAUAUGCAGAUUAUGAUUUGUUAUGUAUAUGAUAUGUUUUUCAUUUGUUAGUUCAAUACCGUAUCGUGUAGAUAUGUAUAUGAUAAAGACUAUUAAAAAUUUUCACUGGAAUAUGAUUCAGAAUAAGGAGCUGAUUGCACCCUGUUAAUUUGUGGAGGGCUGUCCCUUACACCCUGUAUAUUUAAUGCACAGAAUUGACCUCUCUACAGAUUGAUUAUAAGUAUAGAUGUCAUAUAAAACGAGAAAAUUGUAACAGUUGUAUAAACGAUUUGUACAGAAAUGUAUCACAAUAUAAACGCAUCGUUACAGCGCUUUACUGCAAGAGAAUGUGAAGACGAAUUAGUAAAAAAAUGUUGUUCA
This is a messenger RNA of Spodoptera exigua (beet armyworm), 3440 nucleotides long. NCBI's taxonomy places the organism in Eukaryota, Metazoa, Arthropoda, Insecta, Lepidoptera, Noctuidae. The record is from the annotation of a GenBank genome assembly.